AUGAUGGAACUUCAGGAUCUCAGCACAAAAAGUGAAAAUAGUUCGUCUUCAAGUCUGCCGUAUUUUUCUUUAUCAACAAAUGAAAAGAGUGUCAUAUCAAAGAUCUUUUUUUUAUGAAUAAAGCCUAUUCUUGCUUUAGGGUCAAAAUCUGUCAUAAAUAUUGAAGAUACUUUGCCACUUCCAGAUGAAGAAUCUGCAAUCAAAGAAAAUCUGACGAAAACCUUAGAAAAAUACAAGCUUUCUAAGGCAAUUUUUAUUGCACAUAAAGGACUAAUAUUUAAGACAAUUUUGCUUUAUCUGUCAAUUACGUCGUUUGAGUUCGGAUAUCCUAUUUUUAUCAAACUUUUUAUAUCAUAUAUAGAAUCAGGGGCAGAAUCUCUUUUAUAUGGGGUCUUAUUGUCGCUUUGUUUUACUACAAUUGUCCUUUUAACACAAAUUUUAAUUGGACAAUUUCAUUGGCACUGCAAAUUAUUAGAAUUAAGAGUUAAAAAUGCAAUAUCCAGCGUAGUUUAUAACAAAAUUCUUAAAGUGUCAUCAAUAUCUGAAGGGCUUGGAAUAAAUCUUCUGCAGGUUGAUAUUAGGAAAAUUUAUGAUUGUAUACCUUCAGAACAGGUAUGGCUCGAUCUGAAACUCCCCCUCCCCUCCUCCCUGACGGUUUCAGUAUGAACGAAAUUGUUAAUUCAAAAUGACAAUUUCCUCACUAAGGAUUUGACAAGUCAAAUUCAAUUUGUAGAUUUCAAUAAUGCUGAAAUCGUCAAGGGAUGGGGGAGGGGAGGGGGUUUCUCAGGUCGAUCUAAAACCGUUCUCACGGUAUAUCCCAAAAAUCAGCAUAAUACUACUGUGCCCAUUAAAUGCUACUUAUGCAAUAAUUCUGGUUUCAAAUCAAGUUGGGGAUGCUGUCUAUGCAGCCAUUGUCACUUUAUUUUUGUGUAUUUCGUUGAACUAUAUAGUAGCUUUGAAAAUAAAAAAAUAUUCUGAAAAUUUGAUGACAAUAAGAGAUAAAAGAAUAGAGGCAUCUACACAGAUGCUAAGUAAUAUCAAAAUGAUUAAGGCGUAUUGCUGAGAAAAUUAUUUCAAAGGAGCAAUAAAGAAAAUUAGAAAUAGCGAGCUCUCGUUUUUGAGGUUUUUAAAAUAUUAUCUAAUAAAUUAAUUAAAUGAUUGUAAAAAUUAUUAUUUUAAAAUAAAAAUAUAAUUUUAUAGCAAAAAAUAAUAUAGCAGCAUAUACUAUCAUCUACAGUUGAUUUCUUUUAUUUUUCUAUACCAAGUUUGACAUCUGGCUCUGUCUUUCUUUAUUACACUUUUAUUAUGGGAAAAACCAUAACUGCAGGAGAAGCUUUCGUAACUUUAAUAACCCUUAACAUACUUCAAGAUUCCCUUCAAUGGCUUCCAUAUUUCGUUUCAGAUUUACUUAUCUGCUUUGUAAGUAUCAAAAGAAUGCAAACUUUCCUUGACGAGCCUGAUAUAAAAGAAUUGGCUUACUCAGAUUCAGCAACUCUAAACAACUGUUCGUUUUCAAUUGGUGAUACAAAAAUUUUGAAAAAUAUUAGCUUGCAAAUAAAUAAAAAAGAAUUUAUUGCAAUAACUGGACCUGUAGGAUGCGGGAAAUCUGCACUUCUAAAUAGCUUAAUGAAUGAAAUGUCGCAAUUAAAUAUGGCGUCUUCGUCUGGGCAUGGCCUCCCGGACAUGCAGCCUCGACUCAUAUUUAAUUAUAUCCGCAAGGUUUUACCAUUCUAGAGAUGGACGGCAAUACUAGGUAAGCAAUUCUGGUGGUGUUCAGAGCCUAGUCCUAGUCUAUUCUCAGGGGUGGAUUUUUCUCGUGGGGAAGGAGGGCACGGAGUUGGAAAGGGGAAGCUCAGCAGAGUCCGUUAGGACCAAUCGGGCAACUCCCUAGCGUGAAACUGGGCGUUACGUCCCAGGCUACGUGUUUUUCCUUUUUGCCGAUAGCCGACCAGAAAAAUCCAUUUUUUGGGUUUUUCGGAAAAGCAACCCAUGUAUCAAGCAAGUAGCUCAUCCAUGAGCCGUCGAAGCCGGAACACUUUCCCGAGAAGCACCCUGGUGAUCGAAGCAGGCCAUCCCCAGCGACCUGUGGGCCCGAUGCGACGCAAGGCGAGUGAUAGUACCUGGGGUUGUCACCCCGUAGUGGACGUUAAACGUUAUAAAUUCUAUAAGAUAAGAUAAGAGUGAAAUGUCGCUCUCAUCUGGUUCUGCUACAACUUUUAAAAGCCUCGCAUUUGUGUCUUCAUUAGAUUCUUGGCUUCAGAACGAGUCAAUUAGAAAUAAUAUUUUAUUUGGGCUGCCUUAUAAAGAAGAAUGGUAUAAAAUUGUAAUUGAAGCUUGCGCCUUAGUCCAAGAUAUAAAUUCUCUUCCAGAUAAAGAUCUAACUGAAAUUGGUGGAAAAGGUAUAAAUCUCAGUGGUGGGCAAAAAGCUAGGAUUUGCCUUGCCAGGGCUGUUUAUGCUGAUAAAGAUGUUUAUUUAUUAGAUGACCCUUUAAGUUCUGUAGAUACAGAUGUAGCUAGUCAUAUCAUAGAUGAAUGCUUAUUAGGAAUACUCUCGAAGAAAACCAAAGUUUUAGCAACCCAUCGUUUAGAUAUUCUUAAUAAAGUUGAUCGUGUAGUUAUACUGGAGAAUGGAACAAUCAAAGAAAUAACUACCCCAGAGAAGUUGAUAAUAACUGAUUAUGUGUAUGGGAUAAUAAAAAUAUGACGAUUGUCGAAUUUUCAGGUCUCCCAGCCAAGAUUUUCCCUUGUAUAUUUUUAUAAUGACUGUGAGCUUUAGAGGAGUGCCUGACUAAUUCAAGUAGACUUUUAAGCCCAAAGAGGAGUCAUGAAAAGCCCAAAUUUCAAUACUGGUGCCCUUAUUUUACCUAAGGCUAGGUGGUCACGCUUUGGAAGGCUAAAGGGAAAUGGCGCAAACACUCCAGUAUAGUUUUAGCCAUAGCAGCGGGGCGACCUAGUAGUAGACGCUAACUCCCCCCCCUCCGUGAGUGAACAAAAAAUUUUUGUUCACUCACGGAGGGGGGUUAAUUUUUUUUUUUAAAACAAAUUUAUAUAUAAAUUUUAUAAUAAAUAUUUUUUUCGAAAUUUAAAAAAAUCCUAAUUCGCAAAAAUUGGAAAGCAAAUAUUAAUUUAAUUUAUAAAAUUUUAUGUUUUAAAGAGCAAUUCGUUUAAAAUUAAAUAGAAUUAGCUCUAGAUUUCAUUAUACUAAUUAUCAUUUAUAUAUCAAAAAUUAUUUCCAUAAAAAAUUUUUGUAUUAAAAAAAUUUUUGUUUACUCAAGGAGGGUGGGUUUUUGGGCAAAAAAUAGCGAUUUUUCUAAUGGUUUUGUUCACUCACGGAGGGGGGGGAGUAAGCAAAUAGACCAAUUUGAUUUGAUUAUGUUGCACAGAAUUAUGAAUCGAAAUUAGAAGAUAUUGCUAAUGCUCAAAAUAAAUUGGUAGCAGAAGAAGAAAGAGAAAUGGGAAGAGUGAAUUUAGCGGUUUAUAAUGACUAUUUAAAAUAUUCAGGUGGAUAUUCUAUGCUAGGUUUGGCAAGUGUGUGCAUUGUGCUGUGAGCAUCCACAAGGGUUUUAGGAGAUGUUAUGCUAAAAGAAUGAGCAAUGCAUCCUGAUGAUAUUGACCAUACUUAUCUAUUUUUAUUUCUAGGGCUGAGAUUUGGUGGUAGCUUAUUUAUUUACAUUAGAACUCUCUUUUUGCUAGUAAUACAAGGCAUAAGAGCUUCUAAGAAUAUACACAAAGCGAUAAUCAAUUCUUUUUCAAGAGCGCCAGUUAAUCUUUUUUAUGAUGUAACCCCUCUAGGAAGAAUCCUCAAUAGGAUUAGUAAAGAUUUAAAUACAAUUGAUGAAAGUAUUUCCCGACUUAUUUGUACUGUUGCUACAGAAACAUGUUUACAAUUAUCAAAAGUUAUACUGACUCUCAUUUAUUUUCCCAUGACUAUUUUAAUUAUACCUCCUUUGCUUUAUUUUGCGAACCAAAUAAAAAACAAGUUUUUAAAUGUUGCGACUGAUUUAGUCAGGCUUGAGGCAACUUCUAUAUCUCCUGUGCUAAAUCAUUUCAAAGAAACUAGUUCAGGUGUUAAAAUCAUAAGAACUUUUAACAGAAAACAAAAUUUUCAGCAAAAGAAUUACCAAUUGUUAGAUAACAGCACAAGAGUUCAAUAUUCGCUUGGAGCUUGCAGGUGUUGGCUACAGACUAAUUUAGGAUUUCUAAGCGCAUUUAUAACUUGCACAGUAACUUUACUUAUAAUUAUUUUCAGAACCAAUAUUUCACCUGGAAUUGUAGGAUUGGUAUUAACAUAUGCUCUUUCUCUCCCAGGCGGGGUGACUUAUUUAGUUCAAGUCUUAGCAGACACUGAAAAUAACUCAAAAACUUGGUUCGACAAAUUUAUACGAAACUGUCAGAAGUCGACUUAAAGAACCUGAUCUAAGUAGUGUUAAGACAAACCUUUUAAAGUCUAUUAUGCGAAUAAUAUAAGAGUAGCGAUAAUCAAUUUUUUUGACAUAAAUUAAAUAGUAAUUUUUUUAUUUUUUGCAGUCUGUUAAGAACAAAAAUAGGGAAGUCGGUUAUAAGAAAUAGAAUGAAGUCGUUUAAAUAGUAAUUGAUCGAGUCGAACAAAAGAAAUCGUUUGAAGUCGUCUUUGUGAAAUAUAAUCAAGUCGAGUAGUGCAAACAUAAGAAAAACAUGAUAAAUGCCUUCAAGUCUGGAUUGUGAAAUCUAUAGAGGUCGACUAUAAGAAAUAUCAUAAAGUCGAUUAUAAGAAAUAAAUUCAUUCUCUCGACUUGACAGCUUUCAUCAUCUGAUAGUGAAGAAAAACGAUAAACCCUUUGAAGUCUAGGCUAAAAUCUAAGUCGUUUUUAUGAAACCGUUAGAAGUCAGGUUAACGAAACUCAAGAAGUAGGUUAUAAACAAAAGCAGUCAAGUCGAUUAAUUUUUACCAUUAUGAUAAAAAUAGGCAAGUCGGUUAUAGCAAAUUUUAAUAUAUAAAUGUUUUUUAAAAUAAUUGCUUUAUGAUACUUUUAUUAAAUAAUUAAUCCUAUUUAAGGAUUAGGACAGCCUCCUAGAAGGCUGAAGUAAUUUAACGUAAUUAUAAUUUCUAAUUAUUAUUUAAGGGGCUUAUUAAAUUCUCUUAUUAAGUAAUAAUAAUAAUGGCUGAACGUUUAUGCAUCCCAUCUAUGGACACUUCCAAGAAAUUUUAAGAUCAGAAGAAAGUGCAAUCGCCUGGUGCCAAGAAGUUGGAAUCCUCAAGCCAAACAUAUGUGACUUAUGCCAUGGAAAUUGUGUUAUGUAUUUGCGCAAUGAAAGUCCUUUUCUCCGUUGUUUUAAAUUGCAACAUAAGCUUAUCUGUCAGAAGAAGCUCUAUAUUUUACAAAUCCAGGCUACAAAUAAGGCAAAUCGUGCUGUUGAUUUUUCGUUGUUUCGUUAGAGAGCAUCCUCUUAUUACUAUAGUUGAAAACUCAGAGAUUCCAAGAGAGUCAGUAAUAAAGCUCUUCAAGAAAAUAAGAGCUUUGAUUAAAGAAAAAGUAGCAGAAGAAUAUUUGACAGAUACUCAACUUGGCAUAGAGAAUGAAGCUGGCGAAGGUCAUCCAACGGUUGAAGUCGACGAAAACUCAUUUGGGCAACAAUAGAUGGCGAUACUAAAUGGUUAUUUGGUCUCUAUGACAGAGGAACUGAAGAUUUCAAAGUAUAUUAUGUUGGAAAUGAUAGAAAGCUGGGAAAAUUUAGAAGGAUAUAUUAUAAAUUCAGUUUGUAAUGAUCCAGCAAAUCCAAAUAAAUUUUUUAGUGAUGGCUGAGCAGCCUACAAUCAACUGCCAACAAUUGGAUAUCUGCAUUCAAUUGUCUACCAUAAUAGAGACUUUGGCACGGAAGGUUCACAACCAAUAAUAUCGAGAUAAUGAAGCAGAAUGAAGAGGCUCAGAGCUUAUAAAAACGGAUUCCACCCAAGAAAUGAUAAGGAACUUGAAGAUUAUGCUCUAUAUUUCUACUGGCUUUUGAAGCAUAGGUCUGUUCCUGAAAGAAUUGAUCUUUUGAUAGAAAUACUUAAUUUUAAUAGUUUCUAAUAAUUUAUUUUAAAAAUGUUUAAAGUUUUAUUAUUUAAGAUUAGUAUUACUCGUAAUAUUAAAAUUUGCUAUAACCGACUUGCCUAUUUUUAUCAUAAUGGUAAAAAUUAAUCGACUUGACUGCUUUUGUUUAUAACCUACUUCUUGAGUUUCGUUAACCUGACUUCUAACGGUUUCAUAAAAACGACUUAGAUUUUAGCCUAGACUUCAAAGGGUUUAUCGUUUUUCUUCACUAUCAGAUGAUGAAAGCUGUCAAGUCGAGAGAAUGAAUUUAUUUCUUAUAAUCGACUUUAUGAUAUUUCUUAUAGUCGACCUCUAUAGAUUUCACAAUCCAGACUUGAAGGCAUUUAUCAUGUUUUUCUUAUGUUUGCACUACUCGACUUGAUUAUAUUUCACAAAGACGACUUCAAACGAUUUCUUUUGUUCGACUCGAUCAAUUACUAUUUAAACGACUUCACUCUAUUUCUUAUAACCGACUUCCCUAUUUUUGUUCUUAACAGACUGCAAAAAAUAAAAAAUUACUAUUUAAUUUAUGUCAAAAACAUUGAUUAUCGCUACUCUUAUAUUAUUCGCAUAAUAGACUUUAAAAGGUUUGUCUUAACACUACUUAGAUCAGGUUCUUUAAGUCGACUUCUGACAGUUUCGUAUAAAUUUGUCGAGCCAAAUAACUCAAUUUCUGUAGAAAGAGCUACAGAAUAUAUGAAUCUGCCCAAAGAGAAUGCCUAUAUAAAGCCAAUAGAUGAAAAAAUCAAAGAGUGGCCGGUAAGACCGACAAUAGAAUUUCGAGAUGUCCAAAUGAAAUACCGCCAAAACACACCUAUAGUUCUCAAAAAAACUUCAUUUUGCAUAGAUGCAGGACAUAGAAUUGGCUUAGUUGGAAGAACUGGAAGUGGCAAAUCCUCUAUAUUUUUAUGUCUUCUAAGACUUGUUGAGCUGACUUCUGGCUCAAUAUUAAUAGAUGGGGUCAAUAUUGCUCAAAUUGGCCUAAAAAAAUUACGAUCAGCACUAACCCUAGUUCCUCAAGAUCCGCUUGUGUUUUCUGGGACUCUUCAAAGUAACUUAGACCCUACAGGUGCAAAAAGUGAAAUAGAAAUUUAUAGGGCAUUAGAAGAAGUAGGGCUAUCUCGAUUUCCUAUUGAUUUUGAAGUAAAACAAGAUGGUACAAACUUGUCAUCUGGAGAAAGACAAUUAAUAAGCUUGGGAAGAGCUAUGCUGAGCCAUAACAAAAUUAUUUUAUUUGAUGAAGCAACAGCAGGGAUUGAUAAUGAGUCUGAUGCAAAAAUUCAAGAUUUAAUCAAAAAUAAAUUCGUUGGAUGCACAAUUCUGACGAUUGCACAUAGAAUUGGGACAAUUAUGAACAAUAACUUGAUUAUUGUAAUGAAUGAUGGAAAAGUGCAAGAAAUUGACUCUCCUCAAAACUUAUUAUUGACAAACUCGCUAUUCAAAAAUAUAAGAGACGCAAUUAAAUAA
Molecule: messenger RNA, 7520 nt
Organism: Blepharisma stoltei
Lineage: Eukaryota; Ciliophora; Heterotrichea; Heterotrichida; Blepharismidae
Source: the annotation of a GenBank genome assembly